AUGCGCUCUGCGCAAGCGAAAUCGGACCCCGAACGGGCCACCCGGUUGAGGGAAAACAAACGCAAGCAUAGGUCAAGACAGAAGGAGUAUGUCGCUGAUCUGGAACGGAAGUUGGAUGAGUACCGGCUGCAAGGCAUUCAAGCGACCAAAGAGGUCCAGCUAUCGGCGCGAAGAGUGGCACAAGAGAACGUUGGCUUGAGGCUUCUGCUUCGCCAGCAGGGCGUAGACGACGUUACUGUGGACGCUUGGGUACAGAAGGCAUUAGGCAACCAUGGCAGUACUUCGGUUUGCGCGGAGCCAGAAUGGGGAGAGGCGAGUCUGGUUACACCUUCGAUGUCGACACAUAUCUCUCCACUCACAAAUCCCUCGGAUGCAACAAGGAUUGACACGGAUCCGUCGUCAUGUCAAGGAUCUCCCGCACCACUUACUGUGAAAGGGCCCGAUGCGACGGGAAGGGAACUAUUGGAUCCGUCUCCGGCAUCAACCAGAUGCGACGCGAGCAACGGUAACCAGCGGAACCCAGCGGAAGAAGCUUCCGUCGAUCAGGCACCUUCUGCUAUACCGUAUGCUCCAUGUAAACUCCUUACACAACUCAAGGCCAAUCCAGGCGCGGAUAUUACCCAGCUGCCGGUGGAAGUUGCCAGAGGCGAAGAGGCUCAGGAUGAGUCCGAUGGAGUAGAAUGUAAUCGGGCAUACGAAAUGCUUAUGCGAUUUGCAACGACAGAGGAGAAGCUUGACACUGUUGCUCAUGCGCUUGAGAAAGGAUGUGUAAAAAACGGUGGCGGUAAAGGUGGAUGUAGAGUGCGAAAUGAGGCGAUCAUGAAAGCAUUGGAUAGCGUCAUCAGCUAG
Messenger RNA from Coniosporium apollinis CBS 100218, 849 nucleotides. RefSeq lists its product as uncharacterized. NCBI's taxonomy places the organism in Eukaryota, Fungi, Ascomycota, Dothideomycetes. Bases 1 to 849 code for a protein of 282 amino acids. The transcript is spliced from 2 exons. The record is from RefSeq and is a predicted model, not a curated record.